Molecule: messenger RNA, 1287 nt
Organism: Bolinopsis microptera
Lineage: Eukaryota; Metazoa; Ctenophora; Tentaculata; Lobata; Bolinopsidae
Product: dynein light chain Tctex-type 5-like
Exons: 4
Coding region: 8-592 (194 amino acids)
Biological process (GO): microtubule-based movement
Cellular component (GO): cytoplasmic dynein complex; cytoplasm
Molecular function (GO): dynein intermediate chain binding
Source: RefSeq, a predicted model, not a curated record
UCUAGCAAUGUUGCAAGGAAGAAGGUCCAUGGUUUCCAUGACCGGAGAGCCACCACGUCGUAAAACCUCUCUAGUAGGAAUAGCAGAGAACGAUGGACACGGACAUCAGAUCCCGAACAUGGCGAGAAGGAUGUCCAGAUCCAUGAUGAGUGAUACUGGAAGUUCUAUUAACAGUUUUAAGCGCUCCCUUGCUAUGAAACCAAGACAUGAGAUGGAGAAUUCCUAUAGAACUGUGCCAAUUGUUAAGUUCCCCAGUUCAGCUGUCAGUAAAAAGAUACAAAUCAUCCUUGACUCAAGGCUCACAAAUAUGAAGUACGACCACGACAUUUGUAAAUCUCUGAGUAACACAAUGUCAGAUGUUAUUAAGGAUGAGGUUAGAAGGGAUAUCAGGGACAUUGAAAGGUACAAGCUCGUCUGCUGGGUAACCAUCGGUCAGGUGAGUGGGCAGGAUAUCAGAGUGGUCAGCAGGUGUCUCUGGAGUCACCAGCACGACACUUGCUCCUCCGCAAGCUUCCGAAACAACGAGAUAUUUGCUGUCGCUACUUUAUACGCUCUUUACUAUGACGGCUGCUACGUUCAUAGGACCGAUUAGAUGACAUGAACUGACUCAAGGAAGAUGACUGCUAUUGGCAGAUGGAAAUUUAUUAAAUAAAAAGAUUAAUCUAUUUUCAUCUGCAAACUUUGGUAGUGCUUUAAAACUUUAUUACACAGAUUUUACAACUUUUUAAUUUUCAGAUUAUGGCAGUGCCUGAUUCAUACAUGUAUAAAAUUGCAUGUAACUCCCCAAUUUUUCAUCAGAAAGUUAUUAUGAUAUAUUAUAUAAUUAUUCUAAACUCGCGCUAUACCCUGAUUAAAUUAUUUUGACUACUCACUUGAUUUAAUUAAUUUCUUGUGAAUAAAUAAUAAAUAUGUUCAGUUAUCACAUUCUAAUCUAUGUAUAUUAUAUAAUAUAAUAAUGAAAUGAUCUUAAAGACAUUAGCAAAUAACACAUGCACUUAUAAAUAAACUUGCACGUUUUCUAAUAAUCACAAUAUUUGAUCACUAAAACAACUUAAAUAUUUGAAGUUUAAAUGUAAAUAAAUGUAUAAAGUAAUUUUAACUCAACUCACCGAUUUAUUUCUUUUUGAUUUUUCAGACGCACAGCAUUAUAAUGAUAUAAUUUAACGAUGUAUGAAACGAUUUAUAAGUAAGUAACAAUUUUUGAUUCUAUCAAGUGCACUUAAAUACAAUAUCAAUUUCUAAACUUUAAAGAUGUAUAUAAUAAUAGUAUUACAUAUUUUAUACACC